GGUUGAGGCAUCAACAGAAUUUCUUUGAAAAUCAAAUGGGCACACCCUAUGAUCGUUGCAUGGGCGCGGGGAGUAUAAGUGUGCAGGAGUGUCAGGCCAAGUUUGAAGGGAACAAAUCUACCUGUAAUAUUGAACAGCGUUUCGAUUGGUUCUGCUCAAAUCUCAAGAAUUUGGCGAGCUUCUUUGAUCCUAAUAUGCAACAGCAACAGGAGAUUGCCGAGCAGAUGUUUACACGUCCCUUGGAAAGCUUUGAUAAGAUCAGAUCUAUUUUUGAGGUUAGCAUUACCUUCGAUCAUAAACAGAAAUCAGCUGAAGAUGGCGAUAAAUCGAUAAAUGAUAUCGAUCUACAGAUUGGCCACCAGCUUGAUUUGGAAAUGAAAAAUAUUAUGAUGACAUACAUUUGGCUGGGAGUUGUGAUCUUUGUGGUGAUGAUCAUGAUCUUUCUUGCAGCUUUAUACUUCCGCAUAAAUUAUUUGGACUGCGAGAACUUUAGGAAUAUCUAUUUGACCAAGGAAUUCUAUGAUUACAAUGACCAGGAAUAUACCAAGUUGGGUUACAGUGCUCUUCCCAUGCGACCCACUGAAAGGUACAAAUAUGUUAAGCUUUUUUCCUGUCGUUAUUUACCAGUUGAGGUGGCAAUCGUACAAAGCUCUUUGGUUUUUCUGGUCAUCACGAGCUUGCAAAUUUUUAUCAUCUGCUUUGUGGACUUGAGUCUAUUCUGGAUGUUGGCCAUUAUGUCGUAUCAUUCACAUCAGACAGCGGAGCUACAACCUCCCCAGUAUACAAAGAUCCAUGUUGAAGGCGGUGGAAUGAUUGGUUAUAUUUUACGAGGUUUGGUAAAAGCCUUUGAACCUCUUUCUAAGAAUUUAUUUGUGGACAUUCAACAUUGUCUGCCUCUACCGGGACCACCGAAGUAUCUGCGGUAUUGGGAGAUUAUGAUGAUCUGUUUAUUUGCCUGGAUUUUAUUGAUCACCGAACCGUAUUUUCUUCGUGCACGUCAUCUGAUCAUGUCCCAAUUCUAUCCCGGUAAUGCUAGGAAGCGUGCAGAAUAUUUGCAUGGACGUCUCCUGCUUGAAAGAGAGAUUUUUAUAUUGGAGUCGAGGCGUAAAGCCAGGGCCAUAAAUGUCUAUGACUCUGAAAAUGUGGGUCUCCAGAGCUUUCAGUGGUUUCAUGCGUGUCUUUACUGGAUAUCCUGCGGUUGUUUUGGAGCCAGAAAGUAUAAAACUUGCAUUAUUUGCCAUGCAAAUAUAAAUAUUACUGAAGCAGUUAAAUGUGAGACACCGAAGUGCAGAGGGGUCUUUUGUCAGACGUGCUUUAUAGAGUCCAACUGUCAUUGCAUUUUGUGCAAUCCUCCAACUGUUUAUGGAGACUACACCUCUUAUUCCGAAAUUGACGAUUCUUCUGAUGAUCCAGAGAGUAUUCCAUAUCGUCCACAUAAUAUAUCUUGUUCUGCACCCAAACCCGAACCGCGCAAUACUGCUCCAGAUGAAUGGGAAGGUGAAGUAUUUUAAUACAUAGUUUUGUUGAUAUAAUUCAUUUUUAUAUUGACUAGAUGAUUGA
Messenger RNA from Drosophila innubila, 1560 nucleotides. RefSeq names its product DC-STAMP domain-containing protein 2-like. NCBI's taxonomy places the organism in Eukaryota, Metazoa, Arthropoda, Insecta, Diptera, Drosophilidae. Gene Ontology annotation, cellular component: membrane. The coding region runs from base 36 to 1511 and encodes 491 amino acids. The transcript is spliced from 8 exons. The record is from RefSeq and is a predicted model, not a curated record.